Gadus morhua (Atlantic cod) is the source of this 1666-nucleotide messenger RNA. It is a transcript of the gene ppme1, whose product is annotated as protein phosphatase methylesterase 1. Gene Ontology annotation, molecular function: protein methylesterase activity. The transcript has 14 exons. The record is from RefSeq and is a predicted model, not a curated record. Gene Ontology annotation, biological process: protein demethylation. Bases 175 to 1317 code for a protein of 380 amino acids. NCBI's taxonomy places the organism in Eukaryota, Metazoa, Chordata, Actinopteri, Gadiformes, Gadidae.
GCGGGGCCGCGUCACACGGAGAAGAAGAGCUCGUCGAAGUGACGUCUGGGGUAUGAAAUGUACUCAGUUGUGCGCCAGGAUUUCUCGUAUUUUCUGCUGUAAUCUACCGAAAUCCCAUUUCACAGAAGAGAGAGUCUGACGGUUCAUGACUGGACAUUGUCCGUAGCCACCGGGAUGGAAAAGCAACUGCACCUGAACCUGCUGUCUAGCCGCCCGCCCGCGGCAGGUGGGCUGCAGGCGGGCUCCAAGAUGAGGAUGGGACCCGGCCGGAAGCGGGACUUCAGCCCGCUGGGCUGGAGCUGCUACUUCCAGACCAUCGAGGACGUGGAGGUGGAGACCAACGGCGGGAAAGACGUGUUCCGGCUGUACUGCAGCGGCUCCCACGGGCCGGUGCUCCUGCUGCUCCACGGAGGAGGCCACUCGGCGCUGUCCUGGGCCGUCUUCACCGCGGUGAUUUGUGGCCGGAUCAACUGCAGGGUCGUUGCCAUGGAUCUCCGAGGUCACGGAGACACCAAGGUGCAGGACUCUGAAGACCUGUCCGCUGAGACCAUGGCCAGUGACAUCAGUAAGGUGGUGGAGGUUCUGUACGGGGAUGCCCCGCCCCCCAUCCUGAUGAUUGGACACAGCAUGGGCGGGGCUAUCGCCGUCCACGCGGCCGCAGCCAAUCACAUCCCGUCGCUGCUGGGCCUGUGUGUCAUCGACGUGGUGGAAGGCACCGCGAUGGAGGCCCUCAACAGCAUGCAGAGCUUCCUGCGGAGCCGUCCGAAGACCUUCAAGUCCUUGGAGAACGCCAUUGAGUGGAGUGUGAAGAGCGGACAGAUCCGGAACAUCGAGUCAGCCCGCGUAUCCAUGGGGGGACAGGUGAAGAAGCAGGAGGAGCAAGGCAGGAGGGCGGGGGAGACCAACACCAUCGGAGGGGGGAUCCUGGAGGAGGAAGAGGAGGAGGAAGAGCAGGAGGGCGAGGAACAAUCCAACAGCAAGCGGUUGAAGGAGGAAGAACAAGAGAGACAGCGCAGCAGUGUGUUUGAGUGGCGGGUGGAUCUCUCCAGGACUGAGCGGUUCUGGACCGGUUGGUUCAGAGGUCUGUCAGCCCUCUUCCUCUCCUGCACCUCCCCCAAGCUCCUCCUCCUCGCAGGAGUGGACCGGCUGGACAAAGACCUGACCAUCGGACAGAUGCAAGGGAAGUUCCAGCUCCAGGUCCUCCCUCAGUGUGGACACGCCGUCCACGAAGACGCCCCAGACAAGGUAGCAGAUGCCAUCGCUUCAUUCAUGGUCCGGCACAAGUUCACUGACUUUAAGGAAGGCUUCCUAUGCUAAUUCCUAACGGCACGAAUUGGGAGUCGUGGGAAGAAUCGUCAUUUCACGUUUGAUUUGAUAUGAUGAGACAUGAGCUGUAAUAUCAUCUAUUACUGUCAUGGUUCAUCAUAUAGUGGUUUGAUACGCUAUGAUGCGAUAUGAACUGUAAUAUAAUGUAUUACUGUCAUGUCUUCACAAUGUAGACUAAAUGUUUAUUUCUUUAUGAGCACUGAGGUUUCUGCCUGCCUUUUUCCGAUGUAUUUUUGUUAAUUUUGAUUUCAUGUCUCUUCUGGGUUGAUUGUCUUAUUUUUUCGUAUUUAUGAUCUUGACUUGGAAGAGUGAGAAUAAAUAAAUGGAAAUAGAAAUGUAA